AUGUUGGAGGCAGAAAAACUUGCCUUUGAACAGAAAAUAAAGGACCUGCAGGAAGAUGUUUCAAGAAGGGCUGAGGAAUUAACAAACAACACCAAGAAGACUCAAAAGCUCCAAGAUCUUGUUAAAUCCUCCAAAACUCAGCUGCAGGCUGAGAAAAACAGGGUUGAAAAUCUCAAGAAAGAGGGGAAAGAUUUAAGGUCUGAGCUUCAAAUUGCAAAUGACACCUUGACACAGUUUUACAAGUUGGAGGCAGAAACACUUGCCCAGAAGCAGGAGACAGAGGCUGAAAGGGAAGAGAGAAAGAGAAAGGAGGACUCAGUUAAAGCCAAGAAGGUAGAAGCGCUCCAACAACUUGUGGAAUUGUUCAAAACUAAGCUGCAGGCUGAAAAAAACAGGACUAAAACCCUUCAGAGUGAACAAGAGGAAAUCAGGUCUUCCCUUCAGGAGAUUGCCAACCAGAACCUGAAGCAGGCUAACCAGUCAGAGGCUGAGAAACUUGUCCUGGAGCAGACUGUGAGGGAGCUGCAGGAGGAGAUCAUAAGCAGAGCAAAGACUGAAACAAUUUAUCUCACCAAGAUUCAAGAAGACCUUGAUAUGGUAGCUUCCCAAAACAUUCUUCUGCAGGAAAAGGGGCAGAUGGCUGAUGACCUCAUGACACAACUGGAGGAAGUCAGGCAUCAGCUUCUGGACAAAAACAGCGAAGAGCUUAAUCUGAUUGAAGAAGUGACAACAGAAAACAAGUCUCUGAAGCAGAAGGUGAGUGACUUGCAGAGAGAGGCCCAAAGCAGAGAGAAGUUUUAUGAAGAUCAGCUGGAGACCUUAAACAGUCAGCUAAAAGAAGCAAACAGCACCUGGUUCCAACUGGCAUCCGAUCUAGAAGACACGAAAGAGAUCUGUCAGGCCCUGCGCAAGGACCUGAUUGAGCUCCAGAAAAUACCUGAGGUCACAGAGGAAACCCCUGAGAUGAAGGAGGUCUCCAAAACAACACCUGAGACCAUCAAGGCAACACCUUCGAUAAAGAUCUCCUGGUGGAGGAGAGUUAAAAAGCGAAUGACUCCCAAACAUCUGUGCCAAUACAAGCAGUGGAUGUAG
Messenger RNA from Xyrichtys novacula (pearly razorfish), 1092 nucleotides. NCBI's taxonomy places the organism in Eukaryota, Metazoa, Chordata, Actinopteri, Labriformes, Labridae. The record is from the annotation of a GenBank genome assembly.